Molecule: messenger RNA, 1478 nt
Organism: Ilyonectria robusta
Lineage: Eukaryota; Fungi; Ascomycota; Sordariomycetes; Hypocreales; Nectriaceae
Product: putative phosphatase regulatory subunit-domain-containing protein
Exons: 2
Coding region: 242-1249 (335 amino acids)
Biological process (GO): regulation of glycogen biosynthetic process
Cellular component (GO): protein phosphatase type 1 complex
Molecular function (GO): protein phosphatase 1 binding; glycogen binding
Source: RefSeq, a predicted model, not a curated record
AUUGUCUCACACUGAUUCCCUACUUCCCGGAACCGUCAUAUUAAUCCAAGAUCUGACGAUACGAACCCCUCAUGGCUAAAUUUUCUUUGCAGAACUGUCAUUGAGUGAUUAACUCCAUUUCAGUCUGCAUUGUCCCAUUCCCACUGGCUACGCAGCACCACCUCUUGGCGACUCUGGUGAAGCCUUCAUAUUAUCCUAACCUUGAGCGCUUGUCUCGCAUCUCCACAUCCCUGAUUCGAAAAUGCCAUAUAUUCCUCCAUUGAAACAAUCCCCAUGCUCGUCGCCAUCAGAGAAGGUCCAUUUUGAUCUACCGUGGCGGUUGCGCACGAAACCCGCGGACCUCGAUGCUCCCCUUCCCAAAUCUGAGGAUGCCGCCGUCGUUAGCGAAUCCGAAGAUGAGACAGAGAACGGCCAACCCAGAAAACCACGCAUAAUACGCAAACUGUCUGGCGAAUUAGUCCGCCCAAUCCUACGCCCACCAUCUUAUAGGCGUCCUGCCAGCGUGCCAACCAGUCCCACCGCCACAAAGUCUGUUAACUUCCACAGCCACUUGGAAGAGACUCUCGAUUUUUUCCGACUGGACUGUCCCAUGUCUAUCAGCGCUGGAUCGCAAUCCAGUCAUGCCAAUAAGACCAACACGGAAUAUCCCACGUUCCGACACGAUGUGGCGUGCCAAUGGGAGAUGGUUACGCCCAACUUCCCGCACCAGACGAGAUCUCACGAGUCCCGAUUUGUGUGUCUCAAGAACCUGCAGUUGUUAGACGACCAAAAGUCUUUUCUAGGUGUGGUUGCUGUGAGAAACGCGGCAUUCCACAAGUCAGUUACAUGCCGUUUCACGUUUGAUAACUGGAAGACGAUCUCCAACGUUGACGCAGCAUAUAGCGAUAGAGUGGUACUCGAAAAAGCUCCUUCUGGCCACGACUUUUUCGUCUUUACCAUCCAGCUAUCCGACAUCCUCCAUCUUGAAUCCAAGACUGCCCACUUGUGCGUCCGCUAUAUAGUGAACGGUCAAGAAUAUUGGGAUAACAACUCCGGCUGCAACUUUCAGGUCUGCUUCUUCAAGAAGGCUGACUACGACCCCGAGGUCGUCAAGGAGGCAGUCAACUUCUUCAGACUUGAUGCACAAGAGCGGGCGACAGGAAAAAGAGCUUUAGUCUAUGAGGUCGACGGGAUUGACAUUAUAUCUGAAGAUACUAUUAAUGUCAGUCAGGGCGAGUUCCUGGUCCCAAAAAGCGAAACAGACAGCUAAAAAAAAAUGAGGUUGUGGUCACUUAUACACAUUUUCGCUUUCCUGUUCUGGAACCACCGAUGCCUUCAAAACCUUGUAACCGUCAUAAGAAAGAUAUAUCGCUGUCAUCCAUUUUUUUGGUGCGUAUGCAGGUACCGCGAUUUGUUGAGUCAACGACUUUUUGCUUGGUGUUGGAUCCGUUACGGUCAAUUCGAUCAAAUGGAUAGGGAUCAAUACAGUGAUGAUGAUG